This is a messenger RNA of Acaulospora colombiana, 546 nucleotides long. The record is from the annotation of a GenBank genome assembly. Lineage: Eukaryota; Fungi; Glomeromycota; Glomeromycetes; Diversisporales; Acaulosporaceae.
AUGAGUGGUAGUGGUGUGGUGUUUGAGAGCAUGGCAUCCACUCUUCUCUUCAGCACCUUUGAGGUCUCCAGACAAGCCUUCUUUCGAACGGCGACUACUGCAGCCAUUGUUAACCUAAAGCCAUUGGUUCCUGGUCAUGUUCUUGUUAUACCGACUAGAGUAGUAUCUAGGGUCAGCGAUCUUACAAAUGACGAGGUAUCGUCGCUGUUUUCUGCGGUUCAGACGGUCGGAAAGGAUCUAUAUAUCUCUGAUCAAAAUCUUUAUAACUACAGGAUGGCCAAGCUGCAGGCCAGAGACAAAUUCUCUAACAAUGACGACGUAUACCCAGAGUUGGAGACCCAUGAGCAGAGGAUGCAUAAAGACAUGACACAUUUGUCGAAGAAGGAUGGGCACGAAACGGGCACUCCCAGCUCAGAAUCCUCAGUGUCGUCUGAUAGGAGCACUUUUCGGGUGGAUAACGAGAGCAGAAAACCUCGGACUAUGCAAGAGAUGGAGGAAGAGGCAAAUUGGUUAAAGUCACUCAUGCCCACGGAAGACGCCAAUUAG